UUGUACAUUUUGGCAAAAUUUCAUUACAUUCAACAAACAAAUGGUCAAUCAAUUCAGAAAGUUGAAUUGUCAUCUUAAUACGUAUUUCAUACAAUUAAAUUAGGUAUAAAUGUCAAGUGUUUUGAUCAUUGUUUAUAUUUCGUAUUAAGGUAUAAAUUAAAAAUACUUCUGUUAUAAAAUAAAAAGAUGAGUGAAGGAGAGCCUACGUUGAUUGACAAGUCUGAGAGUAGUUCGUUCGAAGACUUAGCUUCAGCUGCAGCGCAUGAGAUCGAGGAAGCGAAACUUGCUGAGGCAGCUGCUUCAGAAAAAGAAAAACAUGGUGAUAAACCAGUAGAAGAAUGGCAGGAUGUUUUAGGCUCAGGGGCACUUUUAAAGAAGAUUCUAAAGGCAGGCGAUGAAUCAGACGGCUCUAGACCACAAAGAACAGAUAUAUGCAGAAUUAGUUAUGAACUUAAAUUACGGGAUGGGUCUCAAGAUCUGGUAGAGAAACGGGAUCAUAUUAAGAUUUAUUUGGGUGACAAUGAAGUCCUUCAAGCAUUGGACUUAGCACUAACUCUUAUGUAUAAAGGCGAAGUUUGUCUUCUUCAAAUAGCACCAAGAUUUGCAUAUGGAGAGACAGGUCUCAAGCCUGGUGAGAGUCUGGGAUUAGUUGGGGAAGUGAAUGGAGCCAAAUAUGAAGGUACACCGAUUGAUGCUGACACAUGGCUCGAAGCUCGCCUAGAAUUACAUGACUGGACUGAGGAGCCUGACCAUGAAACAUUACCUAUCGCAGAAAGGAUGGAAAUUGGUACACGGCGUCGUUGUCGUGGUAAUUGGUGGUAUGGCCGCGGUGAGGCUCAGUUGGCUGUGCAGUUAUAUCGACGAGCUCUUGACGUGCUCGAUGAGAGCGAGGGCGGGAUCACCGACCCCACGCCCUCAGGGGAUAUGGUUCCCACUUCGGACUCAUUGCACGCACUCUUGGAGGAACGACUUCGCGUUUAUAACAAUAUGGCAGCCGCGCAACUGAAAGCGGGAGCCUAUGACGCUGCGUUGCAAGCCGUGACCCGAGUGCUGACGUGCCAGCCGACGAACGCGAAGGCGCUGUACCGCAAGUCGCGCAUCCUGAGCGCGGUGGGGCGCGCUGGGGAGGCGCUGGAGGCGGCGCGCGCGGCGGCCCGGGCGGCGCCCGCCGACGGCGCCGUGCGCAGCGAGCUGGCCAGCUGCGAGCGCCAGCGCGCGCGCGACCGCUCGCUCGAGCGCCGCCUGGCGCGCCGCAUGCUGGGCACCGACGAGCCGGCGCCCGACAGCAAGCCCAGCACGGCCAAGAUGUUAAUGUGGGGCUCUUUGCUCCUGAGCCUGCUGGUGGGGGUGGCCAGCGUGCUUGUAUAUCGUUACAAGAUGCAGUCUCAAUGAGGACACGCUACACCUAGCAAGUUUAUAAUGAAUAAAUGGUAAGAUAAGGGGGAGAGGUGUAUCAAGUUCUUGUGGUUCCAGAAUAAUAAUAAAUACAACAUAGUUCUAGCUGUUUAAAUAUCAUCUAGCUUUAAAUAUUUACAAGUCGACGGAUAACUUCGAGACAGAAGCAGUGAAAAAAACCAGAUUCAUAACUCGCUAAAUUUAUUUUUAUAAAUAUAAUAUCUUCCAAUUUCCUACGCUUUGCAGACUAGAUAAUGGCAUUUCUUUUAUGAUAGAUUUCAGUUCUAAUAUUGGUCUAGAGCACUGGAUUGAAAAUAUUUAUAACAAUUUUUUUAAUUGUAUAAAAUGGGUUUUAGGUUAGAAAUACAGACAGCUAACUUUUGAGUAAUGACUACGGAUGUUUAUUUAAUUGUUUUAGCUUAUUUUAUGUUCAACUGUUUGAUAUUUAUUAAAGGCAGUGCCAAUAAAAUUGUAUUAUACAUAAUUUAAGUAUCAAACAUAUUUAUAUAAAACCUUCAAGGUUUAAUAGUGUGAUAGAUAAUAUAAUAAUGCAAAAAAAUAUUUUUUGAAACUUUACAUGCUUUAGGAAAGAAAAAGAAUUUGCAUUCCAAAUGUAAAUAUGUACUUACCCUAUGUGCAGUCUUAUAAUAGAUUGUAUUUUUUUUUUAUUUUGACUAUCACCUGCUUUCAACUUUCAUUCCAAAGAAAAAAAAUAAUUAAACAUUUAUCUUAAAGUAUUAAGGUAAACAUUUUUAACAGUUUUGUCAGUUUGUAUAAAUAAAUCAAGACUAUAUCCAGGUGAUGUUAUAGGCAUUUAUGUAAAAUUUGAUUUGAUAUUUUUGUUUUUAUUGUUAAAAUUACUUGGUGCUUUUUCUAAUCAUUCGGAAUUCUGGUAACACUGUGAUGACGAUUUUCAUGCCCAGUUUAUAAACUUUUCUUUCACAUAGUGAAUAACUUAGUAUAUAAAUGUACCUUAUAUUUUUGAUUUUUGCCUGUCAUAAUCACUUCUUUUUUAAAUUAGAAAUAGAUGUUAAAAUUUAUGUUAUAUCCUUAUAUAUUGGUUUGGUAGGUCAAUGGUGGUACCAUUAUUAUGUAACAAGAAAUAAAAAGCA
Molecule: messenger RNA, 2507 nt
Organism: Vanessa atalanta (red admiral)
Lineage: Eukaryota; Metazoa; Arthropoda; Insecta; Lepidoptera; Nymphalidae
Product: peptidyl-prolyl cis-trans isomerase FKBP8-like
Exons: 8
Coding region: 187-1392 (401 amino acids)
Molecular function (GO): protein binding; peptidyl-prolyl cis-trans isomerase activity
Source: RefSeq, a predicted model, not a curated record